Messenger RNA from Lactuca virosa, 2012 nucleotides. NCBI's taxonomy places the organism in Eukaryota, Viridiplantae, Streptophyta, Magnoliopsida, Asterales, Asteraceae. The record is from the annotation of a GenBank genome assembly.
AUGAUCUCAUCGAUCCUGAUCUACGGAAAAACAUGGACCCACUAUCACUUGAAGUCUUUUCAAAAAAUAGCCUAUGACUGCUUGAAGGAUCAACGGUCAGACCGCCCAGAUAUAGAUCAUAUUGUCAUUAGACUUCGACAAGCGCUGGAUCUUCAAUGGAAACAUGAAAAUCCUGGUAUACUGAAUCAACACUCUCAAGGUGCUGGUGAAGUUGAAGGGACAUCAACCAAUCGAUUGGAGUGGAAAAACUUGGAACACUUGAAGAUCAGCUCUCAUGAUAUAGGGGUGGCCACCGAUAAUUUUUCUCAGACACAAUGCAUUGGGGAAGGUGGAUAUGCUUACACGAAUAAAAAUGACAAGGGGCUCGCACCCUUUGUCCGGCAACACUUUCAGAAAGGAACACAAAAGGAUAUGCUAGAUUCUAAAAUAAUGGAAGAAUUUGAUGAAAACAUUUUUACUUUAAGUAAAGGGCCCAAUCAAGAUUCUCUGGAGACAUUUCUAGAUAUCGCAUAUCGAUGUUUGGCAGAAACUCAUAAAAAGCGUCCAAAAAUUGGAAUUGUCGUCGAGAAACUCAAGAAUGCAUUACAACUUCAAAAAAACCACAAGGAUAACCUCCAAAUUUCACUUGAAGACAUUAAAUUGUCCACAAAUGACUUCAGUAACGUGCUCCUACGACUUGAGGAAGCAUUGAAAUUACAGGAUGAUUAUGAAAUAUGGAGACCCAAAUUGCCUCAUGACUAUGAAGAAAUAUUCAAGAUGUCAAAAGAAUCUGAAAACUACUUGAGUAAAAAGAAAAAGGACCUUCACGACAUGCUUUCCGAAGGAAUCCUCCUUCAAAAGGGCAAAGUGUUGUUUUCAUUAGACGAUAAUGGAGAUCGAAAUGAAAUGAUAUCAGCCAGAAAGCUCCUAUACAAGCACCGUCGGUCACAUAAAUGGCCAUCUGGAAUUGUUCCAAAAUCAAGGUUUCAUGAAGUAGCAGAGAUAUCAAAUAUUUCAAAUCUAAGGCUCCAGAUAAAGUCAAAAGCUCAAUUUUUAUCUCCGGGUGUCAAUUAUGGUGUUCAUCUGGUAUUUAGAUUUUGUGGUCCAAGAAGAUCUUUAGCUAAACGGAUGUAUGUGAACCUCAAAUAUAAAAAGGGAAGUGAAACCUUACAUACACAUUUCGCAACAUGGAGAGAAGAUGGGUGGAUGAAAAUCGAAUUGUGUCGAUUCUCAAACUGCAAAGAAGAUACUAAAUUUGAGUUUCUACUAGAGAGCUUUUCACGAUGCUAUUGUGGAAGUCGUGAUGUUUAUGUUGAAGGCAUUCAAUUUCAAGCCAUUAAUAAUGUGAAACAUGAAGAAAUCAAGGUAUUAAAGGAAAGCCAACAAAGCUGUAAAUCAGACUUGAACGUGUACCAGGAGCAACAGUUGCCACCUACUUCUGAAGAAGUUGAAAAGUUAAGCACGCUAAAGGAAGAGAACAAAAAGAAGCAUUAUAUGCUUUUGGCAAAGGAGGCUCUUUAUGAAUCUUCUAAUAUGAAGCUUUUUAAUUCCAUAAACUCAACCCAGUUCAGAUCCCAAGAAGAGGUGCUUGAGCUUGCAAGACAACAAGUAUUUCGUAUCAAGUGCAAGAUUGAAAGUCAAAGGCUGUCACCAGAUACAGAAUAUGCAUGUUACCUUGUGUUCAAGCUUUCAGAACAGUGUCAUGGAUUGCGUUGCCCGGUUAUAGUACGAGAAUUAUCUAACCGAAAAAAGAAAAACACAAGAAUUAUUUAUUUUAGAUCCCCAAGCCCAUGUAAUGUCAAUGAUACGGAUUGGGUUCCAGUUGAGAGGGAAAAUGGAUGGAUGGAGGUGAAUGUAUGGCAAUUCAACUCAAGUAAUAAGCUUCAAGAUGAUUGUGUUUCUAUUAAUUUGAAGCUCAUAAGUUAUGAAGGAACUUUAUCCGGACUCAUUAUAAGCAGCAUCGAGUUUCGACCGAUAUAAGCAGAUAUAUGAGGCAAUGAUGUGAGCAGAUAUAAGAAAGCAUAUAUAGUUAU